AUUUUAAUAACUCAUAUGAAGAAGUUUUGAUUAAUGAAUUCAAAGGCCAAAUCAAAUAUUUAGAACUUUUAAAUCUUCUUGAUCCAAAAGAUUAUAAUUUUUUUAAUUUCAAGUUUGAAAUUGAGUUUAAUGAUAAUAUUUCUGAAGAAAAAGCAAAAAAAAUAUUAGAAAAAAAGUAUGGAUAUUUUGAAGAAUUAGAUG
This is a messenger RNA of Racocetra fulgida, 201 nucleotides long. The record is from the annotation of a GenBank genome assembly. Lineage: Eukaryota; Fungi; Glomeromycota; Glomeromycetes; Diversisporales; Gigasporaceae.